AUCUGUCAGUGAGUCCUUCGCGCGUCUCCCGCUGUGCAGUGUAUUGAAUAUUGUUUUGUUUUGGUUUUGUUAUUGUUGUGUGUUAAGUAGAGAGUGCGAUGUCGUCGCGGACGAUGAUGAUGGCGUGUGUACAAAGAUAAGAAAUGCGCGAGGGACAAACGUCCUUCGGGUGUCGUUGAAAGCCGUUGCGGGCGAUCGGGCCGGUCGCCCCGGUGCUCUCGCUGCGAGGAUAGAGCAGAUAAGACUCGCGAGAUGCCCCACGCACACAGCGCCAGUGGGGGCGACGACCUGGGCAGUACUGACGAAGUGAAGGUCUUCUAUGUCGAAGGAGAUGGCGAGGAUGAGAAGCGCUCCUCAGAGAAUCUUCUCGAGGAAAAGUCGAGUCUCAUCGAUCUCACUGAAUCCGAGGAAAAGUCAGCGACUGGAUACACCGCCAACAAAAAUGCGUCGAGAUCGGAUCAUAGUCCGGUGUUUGGUAAGUUCUAUGACGCCCAAUACGAUUUCGUUCCAUUUGUUCGACUGUUUGUGAUUCGACUACAGACAUUCAUUAUAAUAUAA
Messenger RNA from Ctenocephalides felis (cat flea), 558 nucleotides. Its product is annotated as protein pangolin, isoforms A/H/I/S-like. Lineage: Eukaryota; Metazoa; Arthropoda; Insecta; Siphonaptera; Pulicidae. Gene Ontology annotation, biological process: canonical Wnt signaling pathway; regulation of transcription by RNA polymerase II. Bases 253 to 558 code for a protein of 101 amino acids. The transcript is spliced from 3 exons. Gene Ontology annotation, cellular component: beta-catenin-TCF complex. Gene Ontology annotation, molecular function: DNA-binding transcription factor activity, RNA polymerase II-specific; RNA polymerase II cis-regulatory region sequence-specific DNA binding. The record is from RefSeq and is a predicted model, not a curated record.